UAGGCCUACACAUUACACACCCCUAAUUCAACAUCUUUCUAUUAUUUCCUUUCCUUUGAGCUUCCUCAGAAACGGAAACCCCAUGGAUUUUCCAAAGCUCAACAUUCUUCUAUGCUUGUCCAUCUUCCUUCUUUCAUCCUUUCGCGCUCAUGCCAAAGUCAAAUUUAACUACUGCGAUAAGAAGGCAAACUAUGAUGUGAAGGUUUCUGAAGUUGAAAUAUCUCCAGAUCCUGUUGUUAGUGGGGAAGCAGCUACCUUUAAAAUUAAAGCUUCUUCUGGUCAAGCUAUUUCUGGAGGGGACUUGAUAAUUGCAGUUUCAUAUCUUGGGAUACCCGUCCGUACUGAAAAUCAUGAUUUUUGUGAAGAAGUAUCCUCCUGCCCUGUCUCUUCUGGAGACUUUGUGAUUUCCCACACCCAGACAUUGCCUUCAUUUACUCCACCGGGAUCCUACACUCUGAAGAUGACACUGAAGGAUAACAAAGAUGAGCUCUUAACUUGCAUUAAGUUUAGCUUCACAAUCAAAUUUGGAUCCAUGGUGUCGGAUGCCUAAAUCCUCUUUUGCACUCUCAUCUGGUUGUUACUGCAUGGUUGCCAUGUUUGUGUUGUAAUAUGUACCCUACGAUAGCUUUGAAGAUUCAUAUCUUAGCAAUAAAGGUGGGAAAAAUUGAAAGAUGUAGUGGGGGCAGUGUUGUUUAAUGUUCUUCUGAGAGAACAAUCAUGUCCAACUCCGAACAUGUGUAUGUUGUGCAUACUUGAAUCAAUGUCAAUGACAAAACUUGUUUGCUUA
This is a messenger RNA of Arachis duranensis, 787 nucleotides long. RefSeq lists its product as uncharacterized. Gene Ontology annotation, molecular function: sterol binding. Bases 83 to 550 code for a protein of 155 amino acids. NCBI's taxonomy places the organism in Eukaryota, Viridiplantae, Streptophyta, Magnoliopsida, Fabales, Fabaceae. The transcript has 4 exons. Gene Ontology annotation, biological process: intracellular sterol transport. The record is from RefSeq and is a predicted model, not a curated record.